CUGUGCUUUCGUACAGUGAACAAUGGAAUGUGAAGAAACCACUGUUGAAUCACGUUCGAUGACAACACCAUGUGAAAUUUCAAGUAAUAAUGAUGAAACGGCGCAAGACGAUGCAGAAAACGCUGCUGGUGAAAUUAAUCAAGCUCAGUCAACUUUAUCCGUGGCGACUGAGGACUCUCGCAAUCUGACAGAUACGGGAACUUGUUUGGAAUUCAAUGUCUCGCCGUGCGAAACUGACUUUCCUACCUCUUCGCAGCCGCAGGUAACAUGCGAAACAUUACCAGAACAAAUAGUAAAUCUAGCAAUAUCUGAACAGACGGGGAACAACGAAGCUGCGAUUGUCACAGAGCCAAGAAAUAUAAAUUCAGAUUGUGCCAGCUCGACGGAUUCCACCUGCGUCUAUAAGUACAACUGGUCCACAGCGCCGAGGCUGUUGUGUGCAGCCACCAAGGAAUAUCAGUCCAUAGACCUGCAUGAGAAUUUUACAAAAGGAUGCCAGUGGUCGCCAGACGGAACAUGCUUACUUGUACCGUCGGAAGACUUCAGGAUACGCAUUUAUGAACUUCCCAGGGAAUUGUACUCCGGCCAGGUUCCAUCUGAUUUUGUGCAGACCAACCUUGCGCCUGCUUUGACCGUUAAAGAAGGUGGCCUUGUAUACGACACUUGCUGGUAUCCCUUUAUGAAUUCGUGGGACCCAUCAACGUGCUGCUUUCUUAGCACCAGUAGAGAGAGUCCUGUUCAUUUGUGGGAUGCAUUCACGGGAGAAUUACGUGCAACGUAUCGAGCUUACAAUCAAGUCGACGAAGUGGAAGCGUCUAUCAGCGUGCAAUUUGUGGAUUCAGGAAGAGAAAUAUGGUGUGGUUUCAAGAACGCUGUGAGGAUCUUCGACACGGACCGUCCCGGACGUCAGACAACCGACAUUCACUUUAAACACGAUUUUCCAAAUAUGAUCGGAUUGGUCUCGUGUAUCCGUGAAAAUCCAGCCAUGUCAGGUCUAGUCGCCUUCGGUACAUAUUCCAAAUGUAUCGGUCUGUAUAAAGAUGGACCGUUAUGCACCUUCAAGACUGGGAGUGGUAUAACACAAAUUGAAUUUAGUCCCUGCGGAAUGAAAUUGUUCUCUGUUGUCCGGAAAAGUAGUGAAUUUCUGUGUUGGGACCUCCGUAAUCCCGGAAAUGUUCUUUAUUCUCUCGAAGGAAGGCAAUCGGAUACCAAUCAAAGAAUACAGAUUGCUAUUACACCUGACAGUAAACAAAUAAUCUCUGGUGGCGUCGAUGGAAAUAUCGUUGUGUGGGAAUUAUCGGAAAUCGCGAAUUACGAUGAAGAGGAUUUGAAUCCAAAAUAUAAAAUAAAACUGUCCAAAGAUUGUAUAAAUGGACUAAGCUUACACACAAACUUACCUAUAAUAGCAACCAGUUCUGGACAGAGACAAUGUGAUGUUGAAAACAAGCAUAAAGACAAUAGCGUGAGAUUAUGGUGGGCUUCUUGACAACAGAGCUUUAGAUAACUUUUGAUUUAUACACAUAAUUGAUGCGUUGAACAGAGAAUAAAGACUGUAAUUAUAUUCAAUGCGAAGCUCGCCGUGACAGUGGUGAAUUGAAAUAA
Messenger RNA from Wasmannia auropunctata (little fire ant), 1602 nucleotides. RefSeq names its product telomerase Cajal body protein 1 (gene WDR79). Lineage: Eukaryota; Metazoa; Arthropoda; Insecta; Hymenoptera; Formicidae. Bases 23 to 1486 code for a protein of 487 amino acids. The record is from RefSeq and is a predicted model, not a curated record. Gene Ontology annotation, molecular function: protein binding. The transcript has 5 exons.